This is a messenger RNA of Rhododendron vialii, 1575 nucleotides long. Its product is annotated as AT-hook motif nuclear-localized protein 15-like. The record is from RefSeq and is a predicted model, not a curated record. Bases 487 to 1302 code for a protein of 271 amino acids. The transcript has 3 exons. Gene Ontology annotation, molecular function: DNA-binding transcription factor activity; minor groove of adenine-thymine-rich DNA binding. Lineage: Eukaryota; Viridiplantae; Streptophyta; Magnoliopsida; Ericales; Ericaceae. Gene Ontology annotation, cellular component: nucleus.
CUCCAGAACAGAAGCCCCAGAACGGAACCCCUCCCCCCGUACUGAGAAACUCCGAAAUCUGGCUGAUGCUGAUGCACUGAUGCUGUGUUGUGUUACACAAGCUGACGACUCAAGUUUGAACACUGAGCUGAUUAUUAAAGAUUAGGGUUUCUUGCGAAACGAAGAAAACCCUGGUGGUCGGUAGCUCAUCUUUGCUUACUUCUUCAUUUGGAUCUCAAAUUCCGGAUUUCUUACAACAUAUAGCUAUCAGACUCUGCAAAAAGUAAGGGAGGCAAAAAAAAAGAAGAAGCUAGCUUCAGCUUCGCCUUGUACUCUUGCUACUCCAUAGAUAUAUUUAUCUUGCUACUCCAUAGAUAUAUGUAUAGAGAAAGCGAAGAAACAAGAACAGCAAAGUGAAGAAAGCGAAGUUCCAAGAUCCCCCAGUUGAUUUUUCCGACAUAAAGAGAGAGUGAAACAAGAACAGCAAAAGGGCAACAAAAAGAAGAAAUGUCAAACAACCGGUGGUGGGCAGAAGAUGUACCGACCACGACCGCCGACGCCAGAGGUGGAACCAAUUUAAACACAAACCCUAACCCCGAAAAUGGAGAAAUUCAAGAAUACACUAGCGGAGAACAAGCCGAAGUCGGAGACCAGUUCAACGCCGGAGGAGCCCUCGAAAUCUCGGAACCUUCAAGCUCCGGCCGCCGUCCUAGAGGCCGACCACCUGGAUCCAAAAACAAGCUGAAGCCACCAAUCGUCAUAACCAAGGAAACGCCAAACGCACUCCGAAGCCACGUGUUCGAAAUCACAAGCGGCGGUGACGUGGCCGGGGCCAUUGUCGGCUUCGCCGAGCUCUGUCGCUGCGGCGUGGUGGUGCUCAGCGGGAGCGGCGUCGUAACCGACGUCACUCUCCGCCAGCCAUCCGUCGUGGGGAGCGUGAUGACGCUCCCCGGGCGGUUCGAGAUUUUAUCACUUUCGGGCUCUUUGUUCCCCUCUCCUGCGCCGCCGGGGGCAAGUGGAUUGACAGUGUAUUUAGCCGGCGGGCAGGGGCAGGUGGUUGGGGGGAUUGUCGUAGGGCCGUUAGUGGCGCUGGGGCCGGUGAUGGUGGUGGCGGCGACAUUUUCGAACGCGGUUUACGAGCGGUUGCCGGUGGAGGAUGAGGCGGCCGCGGAAGGUGGAGAGGGGGUAAUGCAAUUGGAGCAAAGUCCAGGGGUAAAUCUGGGUCAUGAAUACAAUCUAGUAACCCCUAAUUUGGUUCCAAAUGGUCAGAUGCCUCAUGAUAUGUUUUGGUCUACUCCUCCUCCCCGUCCGCCGGGUUUCUAAACAUCAUUUGAGAGAGAGAGAGAGAGAGAAAGAGAUGGUUAGUGUUGUUCAUGAUAUUCUGAGUGCACAUGUAACCCUAGGUGUUGAUUAAGCAAGGUAGAGAAACACUUGACCUAUUUGUAGAAUUUGACUCAAUGUAGUGCAAGAUUGUGCAUUAGGUCUAGCUAGCUAGGUGGUGUUGUGGAGUUCUUUUUGUGCAUUAUUAGAUUGUGCAAAUUGGUCUUAAAAUGUUGAAUUUUUCUUGAUUAUUUUAAAAAGAAAAAAACUUAUUUG